Molecule: messenger RNA, 1586 nt
Organism: Pygoscelis adeliae (Adelie penguin)
Lineage: Eukaryota; Metazoa; Chordata; Aves; Sphenisciformes; Spheniscidae
Gene: TTC1
Product: tetratricopeptide repeat domain 1
Exons: 7
Coding region: 128-1063 (311 amino acids)
Molecular function (GO): protein binding
Source: RefSeq, a predicted model, not a curated record
UGUAUAGUGCGUAGAAGAAGCAUAUACAAGUUGCUCCCUCCCCCGAGGGCUAAUAGUUUCCCACAGGUGAUGUCAAGAGUACUUUUAAGUACUGUAGAGAUUCGUUUGCUGACAAGGCAUUUAUAUUAUGUUUAUUGAGGGUUAUUUCUUUCUCAUUUCUAAAAAACCUAACCCCUCCAAGGAGUCCAACAUGGAAGAGUUUAAAGAUGCAAGUCCACCUGAAGAAUUACUUGAUCACUUAAAGCUUUCUGAUCAGAAGUCUUCAGAGACUGGCCCCAAAGAUGCACAGAAUCCCAAAAACAUUGAAGGUGGAUAUACACCAUCCUCAGCCAAAGAUCCCACAACAGCAGAUGAGUGUUUCCAUGACUGUCACGACUCCUUUGAGGCAAAAGAACCUAUGCUGGAUGAUGAAGGGAAUUUACAGAAUGAUGAGAAUAGCUCAAGGAAGCAGACAGAACUAGAUGAAGAAUACUUACUAGAACUAGAAAAAGAUAUGCCAGAAGAAGAAAAACAGAAAAGAAGAAAGGAGAGCACAACACUGAAGGAGAAAGGAAAUGAGCAGUUCAAGAAAGGAGACUAUGGAGAGGCGGAGGACUCUUAUACGAAGGCUCUGCAGAUUUGUCCAGCGUGCUUCCAAAAAGAUAGGGCUGUUUUGUUUUCAAACAGAGCUGCUGCAAAAAUGAAACAGGACAAGAUGGAAGCUGCCCUAAGUGACUGCAGCAAAGCAGUGGAAUUAGAUCCUAACUAUAUUAGAGCUUUGCUGAGGAGAGCAGAACUAUAUGAAAAAACAGAAAAACUAGAUGAAGCUCUGGAAGAUUAUAAGGCAGUCCUAGAAAAAGACUCAUCAGUUCAUCAAGCCAGAGAAGCUUGCAUGCGAUUACCUAGACAAAUUGAAGAGCGGAAUGAAAAAUUAAAGAAAGAAAUGUUAGGCAAACUGAAGGAUCUUGGGAAUUUGGUUCUCCGCCCCUUUGGCCUGUCAACAGAAAAUUUCCAGAUAAAACAGGAUUCAUCAACCGGUUCAUACUCCAUCAAUUUUGUUCAAAAUCCAAACAACAAUAGAUAACAUUAAUUCAAUCUAGUUCUGCUGGCUUUCAGGCUUUGUGACCGUGUGCUUGCACGUACCAAUAAAAGGAUUCAGCAAACAUUCUUCACGCUCCCCAAGUGAAGAUAAGACUCAAGCAUAUUCAUUUCCCUGCUUGUGAAAUUAUUUACAAUGUAAAGCAAGUCAUUUGACUUCUCUUAGUGAUAACAGUGUCCAGUGUGUGAUGGGGUUUUUUGGGGUUUUUUCUUGUUUUUACAUUUUCUUUUCUUCCCUUGCGGUGUUUGGCUUGUCCAACAGUCACGUUCAUUAUUUUGGUCCAUUCAAUGCUGGCAACAAAAUUCUAGCAGCAAUUCAGUUGAAUCAAAAUGCCCACGCACCUGUAGCCAAGAACUAAGCCUAACGGUGUCUUGGGGAAUUAAUGAAUCUAGCAGCCGCACUUCUCCACACUCAGCAGGUGGAUAUGACUGACAGCAUGCAUGGAAGCAAGCCAACCUCUUCUGUGGAAUAAUUUUUCUUUGUAAUAAAGGCUUGGUAUUUCUGGCGG